UGCCUCUCAGUUGGGACAAUUUCGGUUGUCCAUUGUGGGAACCCUUACCUUUUUUUCACAUGGAAUGUCACCUAUGGAACCCUCUCCCCUCUGGGAGUUCCCCAGCAAGUCAUUCUCAUAAAUGGCCAAUUUCCUGGACCCAACAUCAACUCCACCACCAACAACAACAUCGUGCUCAACGUCUUCAACAACCUUGACGAGCCAUUCCUUGUGACAUGGCACGGUCUCCAGCAGAGGAAAAAUUCAUGGCAAGAUGGAACCCUUGGAACCAUGUGCCCCAUUCCCCCUGGUACGAACUACACCUACCAAUUCCAAGUGAAAGACCAGAUCGGGACCUACAUGUACUAUCCCACAACUGCCAUGCAUAAGGCAGCCGGUGCCUUCGGUGGCCUCCGAGUGAACAGUCGCCUGCUCAUUCCAGUGCCUUAUGCCGAUCCAGAGGAUGAGUACACUGUCCUCAUCGGUGAUUGGUUCACCAAAAGCCACACCCAACUAAAGAAAUUAUUGGACGGCGGUCGUUCCAUGGCCAGGCCAGACGGGGUCCUCAUCAACGGCAAAUCUUCAAAGGGAGAUGGGAAAGACGAGCCCCUCUUCGUCAUGAAGCCCGGCAAGACCUACAAGUACAGGAUCUGCAACGUGGG
Messenger RNA from Prunus mume (Japanese apricot), 641 nucleotides. The record is from RefSeq and is a predicted model, not a curated record. NCBI's taxonomy places the organism in Eukaryota, Viridiplantae, Streptophyta, Magnoliopsida, Rosales, Rosaceae.